Molecule: messenger RNA, 2109 nt
Organism: Neospora caninum
Lineage: Eukaryota; Apicomplexa; Conoidasida; Eucoccidiorida; Sarcocystidae
Exons: 4
Coding region: 1-2109 (702 amino acids)
Source: RefSeq, a predicted model, not a curated record
AUGGAGAGACACACAGAGGGACGCGGCCGGACGGAGACAGACAGAGUGUCUCGCCUUCGGUUUUGCGUCAGACGUUCCGCGAUUCCGGCCUUUCUCUUUUUGCUCGAGGCCAGUGUCUUGUGCACGUGGCGAAGCCAACAUGCGUGCGGCCUCGCAGCGCCUUGGGGAGCAGAGUCGAGGCGUGGCUGGUCUCUGGCCAAGACGGAAGCCCUGCCGAAUCGGUCUCGUCUUUCCUCGCUCCCCUGGGAAGCUUCUCCCUCUCUCCUGGCUUCCCGUUCUCUCUCACCGUCUUUCGCCUUCGGCCCCUCUCCUUCGUCGGGCGCCUUCUCUCCCCCUCGGCUUUUCCUCUCUUCCAGUCUGGAGGCGAUACAACCCGACGCGGAACGCCGUCUGAACAUUGGCGAACGUCGACGACAAGAUCGUCUGUUGAACUGGUUCAAGCAGUAUCCGUAUGCGCCUGGGCCUCCCGCGCCGCCGAAGCAGAAGAGCACGACGAAAAUCGACAUUGAUCCUGCGAAAAUUUCUCCGGCACAUCUGCCACUGCCGUCCAGGCGCCUGCCGUCUUCGCUUCGGUGGAAGGCUCUGUCGGAAACGCUCGCGCCUUCGUCUGUGACGGCAGCUUCUGCGGACGCCGCCGUGAGUGCGGCCCACGAGGCUGUGCGUACACUCCAGGCCGGGGGUAUGCCUCGACGAAGGAAAGGGAAAAACCGGAAAAUGAAAAAGAUUGCGCUCGCUCGUGCAGCCGUCGCAGCCGCCGUCGCAGCGCACAAGGCCCCUGGCCUCGCCGCGUUGAAGGCCGCUGCGGAAUCUGCAGAGCAACUUGUCUCCGCGGGGGAACGAGGGACAGGAGAGGACCUGCAUGCGCGCGGGGGAGUGUCGCGCGCUUCCGAGACGACGGAUAGCGCUUCGGGCUCCCGAGAUUUGGAGUCAAACGCGUCGGGGACAUGUCCUCGGACCGACGAGGGCGAUCGCGAGAAACAGGCAGACUCAGCAGCCUCAGGACAGCCGGCGUCGCUACUCUCGGUUCUCUAUCCGUCGCGUGACGCCGCGUACCCUCCGGACCUCGCGCUGUUCCUGGUGAAACAGUUGAGCACUGCAAAGUUCACCGAAACCGUCGAACUGCAUGUACAGCUGAAUCUGGGGACGGGAACUCGAGGCAAGGCGCGGAAAGGCGGAGGCUCGAGCGUCGCAGGGCGCGUCAGGGGGUUCGUCACGCUCCCUCACGGCCAGCUGGGGCAGUUGUCCUCGACCUCAAAGGAGCAAAACGGGCUAGGAACCGCGGGGGAAAACACAGACGCAGACGCAGAGAUGAAAGACACGGAGGGAGAGAGGGAGGAACAGACGGAGGAAGGGACGGAGGAAGAGACGGAGGAACAGACAGGGGAAAAGGAUAGCGACACCGGGCCGCUGGGCGAGGGAGAAGGACCGGAGGAACGGAAGCAAACCAGCCGAGAGGAGUCUGCAGAGACAGCGAUGGCGACGGAUGGGGCCGGAGCAGCCGCGAAGAACGGGGCUCUUCUGGGAGGCGUGGUGAACGAAAAGCCUGAAUCGGGGAUUGUGCGAGGCAACAAACGAGGAGGCAUUUGGAGGAGAAAGCGUGUCAUUGCUGCGUUCGUGGACAAAAAGGAUGAAGCGGCUGCGCUGGAAGCGGGCGCCGAUGUUGUGGGUGCGGAGAGAAUUCUGGAGGAAAUACGAACAGACAAAAUCUCUUUUGAGAUCCUCAUUUCGACUCCCGACAUGGUAGCCCGCCUUACGCGGUAUGGCAAGAUCCUCGGCCCGAAAGAUCUCAUGCCUCAGGCGGCGUGGGGAACCUUAACCGCCGAUUUCGCAGAGGCCAUUCGUCUCUACAGACAAACAACGAUACCGUAUAAAGCGGACCGGUUCAAUAUUGUCCACAUGCCCAUUGGCUGGGUGUCGAUGAGUAAAGAGGAACUCCGAGAAAAUCUCGACGCAGCCAUCGCUUCCAUCAAUUCCCGGCGGCCACCCACAGCGGGAAACAAGUUCCUGAACAAAGUCCAUAUAAGUUCGACGAUGGGACCGGGCAUUGUCAUCGACAUGCGCCACGUGAAACUUUCUGCAGCUUCCGGACGCGGCCAGAGAGGCCGCUGA